Messenger RNA from Aegilops tauschii subsp. strangulata, 345 nucleotides. The record is from RefSeq and is a predicted model, not a curated record. NCBI's taxonomy places the organism in Eukaryota, Viridiplantae, Streptophyta, Magnoliopsida, Poales, Poaceae.
UUUGCACGUAACUGCUGGAGGACGCACCCCAUGCAGAUUUGGUCGGCGCUGGGGAGCUGGCCGAGCUCGGUGAGCCACUUCUUCGGCGCCGCCGGUGGCGCGGUCGCCGGCGGCCCGAGCGUGAGCAUCCAGGACGCGCUGGCGAACACGAGGACCGACGACGCCGGCGCGCUGCUGCGCGAGGGCACCGCAGCGCUGCUCAACUCCAUGACCCGCCCGGGGUUCGGCUACACCACCCAGCUGGUGAGGGACGCAUUCACGGCGGCCGCGGCUGGUGGCUUCGACAGUGUCGAGGCGGCGCAGGUGGCGGCGUUCAAGAAGGCCAACGAGGGGAAGAAGGCAUAG